CAUAGUGCACCACAUUACAAUUUUUGGCAUUGGGCGACAUUGAAUUGAUCGAAUACGGUUCUUAGUGUUGGGUGUGAAAAUCGUUGACGAACUAGUUCAGGCUACUGGCUGUGUGUGAAUAUAUGAUCCAACUUUUCAUUUCGAGGCAGUUCUGGUCCCGAAGGACCAUCGACCGGAAGUCGGAAUCGUGACCGGAUGCGCAUGUGUUCGUCCUUGUGUUCUUGUGUCGUUUGACCUCCCGGUGUCAGUGUGAUUGAGCCCCAAAAUAGAUUACGUGCGUUGGCUGUUUUCCGUUUUCGUCGAAUUGUCAAAUUUGAAAGUGGAUGUGGUUACAUGAGCGGAAGAUUAACGACUGGUGACGUAUACGUAUUGACGUCUUGUCGCGGAGCUAGUUUGUGGUUGGCGAGAUUUUAUUGACACUCUUCGGCGAGAGUGAAUGGUACUUGAAUUUGAGAAAAAAGGAGAGGAGACGCCACGCUGCUAAUUGGUAUUGAUAAUCAUAAGGUCAAACGAUAAUCUGUUAUCUGCAUCUGUAUAAGGUUACUACUCGUCCUACUUUUCAACUCGUGGCGGGACCCACUCGUCCGCACGUCUUUUUUAAUUCCUGUUUCAUCCGUUACGAAAAUUUUCAACAAGCAAAUAUGUGGUGGCGAUUCAUUGUUGAGGUCACCAAUGAGUACAAAAUUCUUCGUGGAAUGAUCUCGUAUUCGGCGCUCUGGCCACUGGGGUGCAUUCUCCAGCAAACAUUUGAAGGAAAGCGCUGGGACGAAUACGACUGGAAGCGUUGCUUGAGAUACAGUUUGUACGGUACGUUCGUGUCCGCUCCGAUGCUGUACUCCUGGAUGCGCAUCGCCAACAUCAUGUGGCCCCGCACGGAUUUCCGCUCGUCGAUGGCGAAAGCGUUCACCGAACAGGUCGCGUACGACCCGUUUGCCAUCGUGUUCUUCUUCUACGGGAUGAGCAUCCUGGAGCGCAAACGACAGGCGCAGGCAGCCGAGGAGGUCCAGGAUAAAUUCUGGGACACCUACAAGGUGGGCUUUGUCUACUGGCCGAUAGUGCAGACGGUCAAUUUCUCGAUGGUACCGCCGAAGAAUCAAAUUGUAGCGGCCGGUUUCUUUAGCUUGAUUUGGACCACAUUUUUGGCGUUUAUUAAAACCCGCGACGGGGAUCAGAAGGUCAAGAAAACGCCCUCAACUCCGACGGAGCGGAAGAGAUGGCUGAUGGUUGCGUCGCACUGGUGAGAGCAGUGGUCUAUGGUGUAUUUUAGUAUGAAAUUAUGUACAUAUCUUCAUAUUCAUAGUGAGAUUUAACUCUCUGAGUAGCAGUGAUGGAUACAAUUGUUCGAGCAAUAAAAAUCUUGUAAAUAGUAAAAA
Messenger RNA from Armigeres subalbatus, 1373 nucleotides. RefSeq names its product mpv17-like protein. Gene Ontology annotation, cellular component: membrane; mitochondrion; cytoplasm. NCBI's taxonomy places the organism in Eukaryota, Metazoa, Arthropoda, Insecta, Diptera, Culicidae. The transcript is spliced from 5 exons. Gene Ontology annotation, biological process: cellular response to reactive oxygen species. The record is from RefSeq and is a predicted model, not a curated record. The coding region runs from base 642 to 1241 and encodes 199 amino acids.